This is a messenger RNA of Acanthoscelides obtectus, 7540 nucleotides long. NCBI's taxonomy places the organism in Eukaryota, Metazoa, Arthropoda, Insecta, Coleoptera, Chrysomelidae. The record is from the annotation of a GenBank genome assembly.
GAUAUGGAGCUGCCGGUGGAAAUGUGAUGAAUAGCAGUGACGGUAGUGGGUACGCUAAUAGUAGUGCCCUUUCAGCGGCUGCAAUGGUAGCGGCAGCUACCGCAACCGCUACCGCAACAGCAAGCGUUGUGGCGCUACAAGACAACGCGGCGCAGUUCAACAAUCAGCAAUUCAAUCAGGGCUACCAACAGCGUCUGAUGCCCAUGGGCGGGAUGAACGGUUUGAGUCCGAUGCAAAGCAUGCAGCAGAUGCAGUUAGGCGGCAUGCAUGCACUGCCUAAUAUGGGUCCUAAGGGGAUGCAAACGGGAGCACCAGGACCAGCGGCCCCGAACUCAAUGUAUCCCAGACGGAUGGCACCAUAUCCUUCGCCGACCAUGCACAUGACGCAGAAAAGAGGGAAUCAAGUAUACCAGAACUCGUGUCCACCGAUAAACCCCAGUAUGAACCCCCAAAUGGGCAACUUUAACCCCAAUGGGCAACCGUACCCUCAAUACGCCGCUAGGCAGCCUACGUUUCAGCAAUACCCAACUCAACAGACGCUUGGACCUACAGGAAACUUCUCUCCUGGGAGUAAUAUGAUUCCCGUAGGAAGUCCACGGCAACUGAGACAAGCCACACCGCCAUAUACGAAUCAAGGGCAGUAUUUCUCUAAUGGUUCUAUGAAUCAUUUUAAUAAUAACUCAGGUCAGUACCAGAUAAAUCAACCAAUAGGAAAUGGCCAAUACGGAACGACGUCAUCGACGGGGCAAUUCCAACAGGACGUAGCAAUGCGCAACAACAUGACAUACCAACAUAGUCCAAUCCCGGGAAAUCCAACGCCGCCACUUACUCCAGCAAGCAGUAUGCCACCAUACAUUAGCCCCAAUCCCGAUGUUAAACCCAAUUUUAGCGAUAUCAAGCCUCAGAUGCCAUCGCAAAAAGAUGACGAGUUAAGGUUAACAUUUCCUGUUCGUGAUGGUAUUAUCUUACCACCGUUCCGGCUAGAACACAACCUUGCCGUCAGCAAUCAUGUGUUCCAACUGAAACCUACUGUUCAUCAAACACUUAUGUGGAGGCAAGACUUGGAACUGCAACUCAAAUGUUUCCACCAUGAAGAUAGGCAGAUGAACACGAAUUGGCCUGCAUCGGUCCAAGUGUCGGUGAAUGCGACGCCACUUAUAAUAGAUAGGGGAGAAAAUAAGACAUCACACAAGCCAUUAUAUCUAAAAGAUGUAUGUCAGCCUGGAAGAAAUACUAUUCAGAUUACAGUUUCUGCAUGCUGUUGUUCACACCUGUUUGUCUUGCAACUAGUCCACAGACCGUCAGUUCGGUCUGUUCUGCAAGGCUUGCUGCGGAAACGACUUCUCACGGCAGAACACUGUAUCGCCAAAAUCAAAAGAAAUUUUGCCAACGCUGGUGGUACAGCACCAAACGUUGAUAGGGAUAGGGAUGCUGUCGAACAAACGGCUCUCAAGGUGUCAUUGAAAUGUCCUAUUACGUUUAAAAAGAUAACCCUGCCAGCAAGAGGACAUGAAUGUAAACACAUACAGUGCUUCGAUCUAGAAUCUUACCUGCAACUCAACUGUGAGCGAGGGUCGUGGAGGUGUCCUGUAUGCAAUAAACCUGCUCAACUUGAAGGGCUUGAAGUUGAUCAGUACAUGUGGGGUAUUUUGAACACCUUGAGUACGUCAGAAGUUGAUGAAGUAACAAUAGAUAGCUCGGCAAACUGGAAGGCUGCAAAAGGAAACACAUCUGGUAUAAAGAUGGAGGAUGAAAGUCCUGAGCCAUGUGCCGGUGGCAGCAAACGAAGCAGCACAAGUGGUCCAGGUAGUAACAAACCUAUGUCGCCAAAUAGCAUGCAACUGCCAACAAUGGCCAGUUCCUGGGACAUGCAAGCUAUGUCUCCCUAUCUACCCCCUGACAUGAAUAGCAUCGCCAGUGGUAGCAUGAUGACGGGAGGUGGUGGCACGGGAGGCCCAUCUACUUACCAGGGAGAAUAUAUGGCUGGAUCGGGACCCCUCUCACAUCUUAAUGAGUCGGUUAAUUCAUUGGAUCCUCUCAAUGCAAUGGAGAAAAGCCUAAACGAACAGAUGCCACACACACCACAUACUCCGCAUACGCCGCACACUCCGCACACCCCAGCGGGAACUCCCGGCUCGGCGGGCAGCAACGGAAACAACACCACCUCAGGACCUCCCUCUGUGCCUCCACCGGCCUUAUCAUCGGGCGGCACUUCGGAUGCGCACAACAGAUCAACGGGCAGCACAGGUCCCAGUGGUGCCGGGACCUCCAACAACGAAUCACUACCGGAUAUACCGUCCGAUCUCAACUUUGAUCCAGCGGCGGUUAUCGAUGGAGAAGGGACCGGUCAGGAGGCGCUUAAUCUGCUGCCAGAUAGCGUCGAUCCUAUGGAGCUGUUGUCUUAUCUUGACCCGCCUGACUUGAAUACGCCCCCAUCGAGCGGCAGUAGUUCCGGUCAGAACAACACUUCUACCAACGAUGAUAUCCUGGCCCUAUUCGAGUAACCUAAACAUCAGCGUCGCCAGGUCAUACCAGGUACUACCCCAUGUUCCGUGAAAACUACUUCAUUGCAUUUAGCGAUACCUCGGAAUAAUGGUACCGAGAUACCAGUACAGGUGAUAGGAGCAGAAUGUGUGGUAACAGUGUGAAGUUUAUUGUCACCUCAGCAAACGUUUUGCUACAUAGCUUAAUGCUGCAGGAUUCUCGAGUUGGAAAUAUCGUUAAAUAAAGAAUGUGCCAUAUUUUUUAUUCAUUAUAGAAGGCGUAUAAUAUGGUAGCACAUGGACACGAUGCCAUUACGUGAACAUGCCCUUGACAAUUGCAUUCAUAAUAAUUAUGCGUAUCAAAUUACUCUAUUACUUAAAGAUAGCUAGCGCUUUAAUUACUUCACCGCUCCAAAGCGUUAAGAAGCCGAUAGGCUAAAACAUAAGAAUUAAUCCCUUAAACCAAUUUUAAAACACAUUUUCCAUCUGAUCGUAGAUAAUGUUUAUGUCAUUAUUAUUGGUCCCAUACAAUGGACCCUUGCAGCCUAGUAUCGCGCAUAUAUAUGGAGGAAAAUAUAACAGACACACUAGCAAAAGUAAGUCAGAUUAUAUACAGGGUUCCCAAAUGUCAAGCCGGAAGCGGGGGAUAUGGCAAGUUAUAAUAGUUAUCAGAAAAAUAUGAAAAAAUCUAAGCGAUGUACUUUUCAAAUUAUAAGCUUUAAAAAAAAAGCGGAAAAGUCUGCACCCUGUGAUCUUUUAGUUUCCAUUUUAUUACAAAUUUCAACUUUUUCUUAUACAGAGUGACGGUCAGUGUUAUUCUAUGUAGUGACAGCAUUACAGAUGGUAACGCCACGUUUAUUAAUUUGUGAAUGUAUUUACUAGAUACACACCAAGUGUUCAAACUGCAUUAGUUCAGCAGCAAUGCAAGCUUGACAUCUUAAAAAUGAUCUGGUUAUCAGACAGGCGAAUCUUCCGUUAUCAGUAAAAAAAUCUAGUGGAUUUAAGUCGGGUGAACGGGCUGGCCACGAAAUUGUAACAAGCCACCCUAUCCAUCUGCAUCUAACUGAACGGGCAUAGUGCCCGGGCAGCCGUCUUGCUUGUAAAUCAAUUUGGUAAAUGAUUUUGUAAAAAGUCGUAAUAAAUGUCGCCAUUCAAGAACUCUGGCAGCUCAAAGGAUACAGUGAUUCUCCCAUUUAGAAUCCCGGUCCAUAUCUUUACUUUAAAACUAUACUGUCAUGUAUCUUGUCACAUCCAAUGUGAAUUUUCUACAUGCCACUCGUGUAGUGUAGAUUCAUAUUUCCUUAAAAAUCGCUGAUAUUCCCAGUGUCUCUAACAUUAUUUGACAAAACUCAACUCUAGGAAGAUAAUCCCGGGAUUGGAGAGAUUGUACUCGCUGUACGUGGUACGGGAGGAGUUCGUUCUUUCGCAGGAUUCGGUGAGCUGUACCUUCGGAUACUCCCGUGCUUGCUUCUAUUUGACGUAUUGAAGUACUCGGGUCUUCCGGACUGCUUAUACUACUACGUCCUCUUAAAGAAAUGACAUUCUUCCUUCACCAUGUGCUUGAUUUGGGAAUCGUCCCUCUGACAGUAAACGGUGCACAUUCACAGAAAGUCGAUAAUCGGGAUGACGAGCAGCAUUUGGGUACCUCUCACGAUAAAGCCUAGCUGCAACACUAGCAUUGCAUCUACAUUCCCCAUAAAUGAGGUGCAUGUUGACGUAUGCAUGUGCGGUAUACACUGACAUGGUGGAACUACACAAUCAUGAAUUAAUAAAAGUAGCGUUACUAUGUCUUGCUGUCACUAUGUAGAAUGACUCUGUCCAUCACUCUGUCUAAAGAAAAAAUUGAAAUUUGUAGUAAUGGGAACAAAAAGAUCAUCACAGGGUGUAGAUUUUUCCGAUUUUUUUGAACGUCUAUAAUUUAAAAGUACACGACUUUGAUUCUUCUUUUAUAUUUUUCUGAUAAUUAUUAUGACUUCGCCUAUCCACCGUUUCCGGUCUGUCAUCGACUUCUGAGACACUGUACAUAUAAAUGCCAAAAUAAAAUUUGCAGUUACUAAAUUUGCGUAAUUUUAUGGGUUAGUAUUUCAACUUUACAUAAAUACUCAUACAUUCGUAAUUAAUGACUUCACUUUCAAACAUUGAUUCGAGACUUCACUAGUAAUCCUCUAGCUCCUAACGACUACAGGACUUGACAUCGAGGGACGACAAGCUAAGUAACCCAAACAUUACGAGAGAGGUUCCGUCCUAUCACCCAAGUGAGGUUGACGGCUAAUGAGAUAUGGGCAUUUUAUUUCUCAUUAUACUAGAUGGGACACCUUCCGUAGUAAGGCAUCAAAUUGGAAGAGAUUGUCACAUAUCGGAUGACAGUGGCGUAGGCACCCAGAACUAUGAGUCAUGAAGUAAAAAGAGCAAUGUGAAACAUUUCGAAAAUGAGAUUUUAAUGUUUUUUGGAUGUUAUAUGACAUUACGAAAAAACAUGUCACCCAUUUCCGUCGGUCUGUCCGCUAUUCCUUAGCCCGUCUAUCACUUGAAAAGUACUGCUUGGAUGUCGAUUAAUUUUCAGACAAGGUUUCUACUAUGCCAAGGACGAAACGCUCGGUCCAGUUGCGGCGGAGCUAGAGGUAAAAAAACGAAAAAGAAAAUCACUCAACCUUCGUUAUUUGACGUUUUAAAGGCUCCUGAGUACUUUCAGAAAAGUUUUUGGAGUGAUUAAAAAUUAGGGGCUAGGGGAUUGUAGAAGCAUAUAUAUGUAUUAAUUUCUUGGCGUUAGUAUAUUUAUACGCAUCUAACCCCGGUAAUUCUACUCAUAUAUAGAUCAGCUAUAGACUAGAAAAUCUCCAAGAGCGAAUUGGUACUAGGUCUUCAUGGCACAAGCGAUCUGUUUUUUUGUCAAUAAGUUCUGAACUAGUACGUUACAGCAAACUGUAGAAACUGCACUACUCUUUUGUAAACUUCUUUCAACAGUAUCUCCAAUUCGUUUAAUAUUAUUUUACUGAUUCUGGAUAUCAGAGGAAUAGUUCCAUAAUUUAGGAUUGGUAUUAUCUAUAAGCUUUAAUGGUUUUAAGUUUCAUGCCUACUGAAGCGGAAGGUCUCCACCCAAUAAUGGGAUCAAUCUGUCUCACGGUACUUCUUGCCUUUUGCAGGGUUUCUUUAAUCAGCUCCUUGUAACAAAGACGCUUAUCCAGUGCAGGAUAUUUAAUUUUUGUUUUCAACUCAACUCUUACUAAGGCCAACCUUUAGCCAUUUUCUAUGUUUGUUUGUACAGCUAAUAAGCAUACAUUCUGUUUUUGUUCUAUUACACUUGAGGCCCCAUUUCUGACAGUAAUCUACGAUGUCUCUAGCAGCCCAUUCUGCUCGAAUAACUGCCCGAACUUGAUUGUUGGAUCGAUUAAGUACGCAGAGAUCAUCUAGUGCCUGCUAUAUCAGUGUUUCGACGGUCUGUCAUAUACACAUUCAACAGCAAUGGGCCCAAAAUGCUGCCUUGAGGGACGCCAAAUAGAGUUGUGUGUUCAUCACUCACGUCAUUUAACAGUUUACCUCGUAUUUUUCUAUUUUGGAGAGAUAUAAAACGAGUAUUUGCAAAGAUUUUCUGAACUACUAAUUUGCGGAGUAGAUAACCUUUUACAAUACUAUCCUUAUUUUUAUUGCUUAAGAUGAUUAGAAUACAAAAACGCGAGUUCAAUUUGAAAAAAUUGAGUUUUGUUAAUUUUACAAUUCGAUCUUCAACCGAUUAUUUUGACCACCUUGUAUUAACAAUUAUCAAAAGUCCAUUAAAGUAGACUCGCUUCUAUCAGGCAGUAGUUACGAAUCGUUCGACUAAGACAACACAAGAAUAUACGGAAAAUCCAUAGGCUUUUAUGGACUUGCAUUUGUGAUUUCUUAGAUAAAAUUUCAUAUUUCUCAAAAAGGGUUAGAGUUAGAUAUAGGUCGUUAUAUCUGAAAUGUGUAUUCAAAACGUUGCGUAGAAAAUUCAAAAAUAUAUAAUAUACAGGGCGUUCCAUUUAAAAUAAGCGAGUUGAAAAUGUUGAACAUAUUUCAGCCGAAUUCCUCAAAUAAGCUGUAUCAUAACCUCAAGUUUUCAUAAUUAUCUAACAUCAAAUUUUCAAAUAUUUGAUCGCUACAGUUCUACGUGGGGCAUCCUGAAUAUAGAAUUAAGGGUAUAACUAUGACUUAACAAUGGACCACUUUAUAUAAUCAUAUUUUCUGAAUACAUAUAUGCCAAAUAUGAAAUAUAGUAACUAUAAACAGUUUCCUAAACUGCUAUUGUCAGGAGCACAAUUUGUGUACCUAUUAUAGUUUUAUAAUGUAUGAUGUCUCGUGCUAUGUAUAGCAGCCUUUUGUAGAGGCUGUAGUCCAUUUUAAGUAUAUUUGACACAGACAGACCUAGUUAUAAUCAAAAGAUAUGCUUUUCACAUCUUCGUACAUGAGUGUCCUAUUUUUAAUAAAACAAUAAUGUAUUCUGAAACUUUUUACAUUCCAACUCUAUUGCUGGGAGCACUCUACACCUAUCACCUGGACCAAGAUGGAUACAAACUUGUAUAUAAAUGAAAUAUGGACAUAAUACAUCGAAACUUUACGCGUCAUCCAGCGAUCAGUGCAGUGUCAUUACUGAGGCUGUCGCGCAGAUUUUCGGUUUGCCAUCUCUUUACGUCACAUAAAACCUGAAGUAUCGGCCAUUCUAAAUCUAAAAUAUAGUACGAUCGCAAAGAUUUACUCAUUUUCAUGAAUGAAUAUAUUCGCUGGUCUGGCGACUCUGAGUUGCGUAGUUCCUGACCCAUCUUGUAUACAGUUGGGAGUAAAUGAGUGAACAAGUGUGAUAUAUUUGAAAAUAUAGACAAUGUUUAUUAUUAUAUAAAAAGGUCUAAAUCAAAUAAUGCGAAAUGUAUAGGUUGUACAUAAAUGAAACCACGGCAAAAUAUAUUUUAUUCUAUUGGUUUGUCAUCAAUUUACAGCAUUCCCAAAAACGUAUAAUACGGCAGUUGUUGGACAGCCAAUUCUAAAAAGACAUUCCAUUAUUAUUUAUACUUUGGGUCCAGUCCGAAGACAUCACUUUGUUU